GAUCAACGCGUUUUCAUCCAUUCUCGCUAUCCGACAUCAUGCCAAAGAGCUCGAAAAAGAAGAAAGAGAAGGCGGCCGACUUCUCGAAAGUUAAGUUGAAACUUGGUAAAGGCAAGCAGCUACCAAGCAAUGUGGUGGAUACUUCAUUCAAAGCUCGUAGCAUUGCACUUCCCAUGCAGAGUAUUGCUAUAGAGAAGGAUACUACAAUUCCUACCACCAGGAAGAAACAGUCAUUUGAUGACUUGGUUUCGCUCAUGAAACACUAUAAUGCGAAUACUCGAAAAGAUGCUAUCUUGAGCGUUCGGGAGUUGUUUGAAUUGUAUCCUGACAUUGUGGAAUCCUCAAUGACCACACUGCUGGGGGCUUGUGUCCGUGUGAUUGGAGAUGAGGAUGCAGGCGUUCGAAAGACACUGCUUUCAUUUCUGAGCUGGUUGCUGCCUCUUGUUUCGAAGGAGGAUCUGAUUCCUCAUGUUCCACUGCUCAUUCUCUUCACUACGUCCGCCCAGACCCAUAUCUUCCCUGAAAUCAGGAUUGAUGCUGUGCGAUUUUUGGACCUUUUUCUUGAAUUAGUCCCAGAAAGCGUAGUCGAUGGCUGGAUACAAGGAAAUCCUGGACAUGGAAAACGAGUUCUAGAGGGAUACUUGGGGAUAUUGAGUGCAGGGACCAAAUACGGCGACACCGAAGGUGCAGUACAGGCAACAUCGACCGCUAGCGUAGUUCUCUCGCCGCAGUCGAAGUUCGUCGUACUGAAGUCACUUUCGGCAUUUCUCACUCAUGCGGUAUCGCGACAACUGCGACCGUCAAAUGAUGAAGCUUCUAACCUGGACCCAGCCGCAGUCCCAUUACCAACGUGGUUCCUCGCUCCUUCUUUCCGCUCUGCUCGGUCGUUCAUUGCUUACGAACGAUUAUUCCGAUCCGAGUUGGUGGACUUUCAACCUCAGUUGGACGGUGAACACCCUCGGGAUGACUUUAUAUGUAUGCCAGGCUUCGUGACUGGCCCAUUAGCCACAGCUUGGUCUUUAAAUGACCUUUCCGGCUUAUCACUGGCUCAUACUGAAUCAUUGACUCACCUUAAUAGUAAUACUUCCUCCCUCAUCCACUUGGCUAGAACGCUCUACUCAACUUUACUUGGCUCGUAUCUCGAUUGCGCCCCCAUUGUUUUUUCCCCCAGCGCGAAUCCUCCUGAAGCACAGCUGAACCUUCUUACCGUGACAGCGCGAAUCAUGAGGACGCUGUAUGGAUCAAUAUUGCAAGACAGGUUCUCCUUGAACCUAGCCGAAGAGGAAAUGCUUUGCGACGAACUAAGGACGUUGCUCGGCUAUAUGACAGGGUACUUUCCAUUCAGGCCUGCUCAUCGAGAAAUGAAGGUGGAACAUGCAUUCCAAGAUCUGAAUGUAAUCUACUGCGAACUCACAGCGCUGCUGGUUCUCGUAUCCUUCCGCCGACAAUCAGGAGAUAUUUCGCGCAAAGUCCGCAUUGAAACUUCUCGAUCAUGCGCUUCUUCUUCUCAUGUCAAAAACGAGGGCAAGUUGACCUUACAGGCCGGCCUGGUCAGAACAUACGUCAUUCGUCUCUUGGUGGGAGAAGACAAUUCUGGUGCGCAUAUUUCAAGGCCGCUAAUGCCUACGAUGUACAUCGCACUGCUGCCCACGAUCUGGGCACUCCUAAACCAGGGGAAGGAAAGCCAAGGGGAGGCUCACACAGACACCGUAUUAUCAGCGAUGCUCGAUCAUGCCAUUAGGACGAGAUCGAACUCUGCUGUGAAGGCGCUCACUGUGGAAUUUGUAUCACGGAUUCUUCUGCUUGAAACAGAGAGAGACUAUUGCGGACAUUUCGAUGUACGCAAUACAGGAGAGCAAGAGAAAUUCCAAGAAUGGAUUUUGCAUCUCCCAAAGACUCUCUGGGAGAUUGGUCAUCAAAACCUGGCUGCUUCCGAGACAAUUAUCAGAUCGUUGUUACGUCUUCUCCAGCGUGGCUCCAUCAUGAUUAAGCAUGAGCAAAUCAUCGGAUUGCAAUCCCGUCUUGCACCCUUUUUCUCCAUCACCCAUCCUCUUCGCGGUCGGCUUCCUGGCCCGUUCACCAAAAUACCUACUUCUUCACCGCUUAUCCGAAGGUUAGCAGUGGACCUUGUACUUACGAUUCUCUCACUCGCAGCGAGAUCGGAGGGAGAGGAGAGAGAGAAUCUUAUCAGCGCGGUGGGUACCGCAGUAUCAGGCACCCUCGAGGAACCCUAUUGGCAGCAACUUGUGAGAGCAACAGGGCUGUCGUGAGAUCCUGCGACGGCCACUUGUGGCUAUAUUUGCAUUCGGCUUACUGUGCUUUUUUUUUUUUACAUCAAACUGCUUGCCUGCCUGCGCUGCAAAGCAUGACAUCGUUUGAGGGCCGCGGGGAUAAUGCGUCAUUCCGCUGGCCAUCAUUCGGCAUUUUUCCAGCGUUUUUUUGAGGGAGGCUGUCAGUUGUCACAGCCUUCAGCCCUGACUACCCCAAAGGAUUUAUCGCAUUACCUACGCAGCUAUGCUCACGUG
This is a messenger RNA of Suillus clintonianus, 2525 nucleotides long. RefSeq lists its product as uncharacterized. Gene Ontology annotation, biological process: rRNA processing. Lineage: Eukaryota; Fungi; Basidiomycota; Agaricomycetes; Boletales; Suillaceae. The record is from RefSeq and is a predicted model, not a curated record. The coding region runs from base 39 to 2270 and encodes 743 amino acids. The transcript is spliced from 13 exons. Gene Ontology annotation, cellular component: nucleus.